Iphiclides podalirius (scarce swallowtail) is the source of this 762-nucleotide messenger RNA. The record is from the annotation of a GenBank genome assembly. NCBI's taxonomy places the organism in Eukaryota, Metazoa, Arthropoda, Insecta, Lepidoptera, Papilionidae.
AUGCCAGAAGUACAACCUAAGGACUUAGAUAAUGAGCAAGAAUGGGACUUAUUAAUUUUUACCCAAAGCUGGCCAGCAACUGUGUGUAUGGAAUGGGAGAAACAAGAUCCCGCACACACCUGCAAUCUACCAACAGGCCACGAUUUUUGGACCAUUCAUGGCAUUUGGCCAACUAAGCUGAAGACCAUGGGGCCUGCAUUUUGCAACAGAACUUGGCAUUUUGAUCCGGAAGAAGUCCGGCCUAUAGAAAACAAAUUAGAACAACUGUGGACUAAUGUAGAGACAGGUACUUCGACUUACUCACUUUGGGCCCAUGAGUGGAACAAACAUGGGACAUGCGCAGCAAUUCUAGAGCCGCUCAAUUCCCAAUUGAAGUAUUUCACCAUGGGCCUGAACUGGGAGAACAAGUUUUUUAUGCAUGACAUUCUGCUUGAAGCAAACAUUGUUCCCUCAAACGAAAAUAAGUAUGCAGUGUUAGACAUCCACAAUGCAAUCAAAGCCAGAUUAGGCGUGAACCCCGUCGUUGAAUGCAGGAGAGAGGACGGGAAGAAUUACUUGGUCGAAAUACGGAUUUGUUUCUCUAAAACGCUAGAGUUGCAAAAUUGUGAUGGUGUAUUGAAUGUAAAACCGACAAUGCUGGGAAGGGAAUCUGUACUGACUAACUGCAAUACGUCACAGGGAGUCAUCUAUCUGCCCUAUCAAAGCAACAAACUGUAUGUGCAAUUGUAUAAAUUGGUUAUGUGGUUGCAAUGGCUGACGCUG